Hibiscus syriacus is the source of this 570-nucleotide messenger RNA. Its product is annotated as 26S proteasome non-ATPase regulatory subunit 12 homolog A-like. Lineage: Eukaryota; Viridiplantae; Streptophyta; Magnoliopsida; Malvales; Malvaceae. The record is from RefSeq and is a predicted model, not a curated record. Gene Ontology annotation, cellular component: nuclear proteasome complex; proteasome regulatory particle, lid subcomplex; cytoplasm. The transcript has 2 exons. The coding region runs from base 1 to 570 and encodes 189 amino acids.
AUGGACGUGGAGGAGAAGAAGGCUCCUGGUGGUGAUGUAGAUGAACCUUUAGCUUGUUGGGAAUCACGGUCUUUCCCGCUUCGUGAAAAAGCUCUAGAACUUUCUAGAACCUUUCCAAUUAAAGAGAGACCCAACACUAUUGGUAUACCUAAACUGCCUGAAUUGAAGCACAUCUAUUAUGAGCAGAUGCAUAGGUUUCAUUCUCAUAACAGUAGCUACCUUGAAUGUUGCAUUUGCUACAAGGCAAUGUACGGGGUUCCGUUGAUCACAGAAGAUGGAGCCAUGCGUAAACAGAUUUUGAGAAAAAUCUGUUGGUACAUAGUCCUGGCUCCAUCUAAUCCAGUGAAAUCAACCUUUCUUCGUUCAACGUUGGAGACAGAAGAUUUUACCGAGAUUCCAAAUUUUAAGUGGCAUCUGCAAAAGUUUGCUGGAAAGGACAUUAUCAAGUGGACAAGCCUAUGGAAUUUAUAUAGGAGUGACUUUGAAGAUGACUUACUGGGAGGCUCUUUGGGGGAGGGGGACAAAGCAGCACAAGAUUUGAAAAUUAGAGUUGUAGAGCAUAAUUCUUAA